Messenger RNA from Vespa mandarinia (Asian giant hornet), 3348 nucleotides. RefSeq lists its product as uncharacterized. Lineage: Eukaryota; Metazoa; Arthropoda; Insecta; Hymenoptera; Vespidae. The record is from RefSeq and is a predicted model, not a curated record.
UACCUGAUGCCCCCAAGAACGCGAGCUCGAGCAAGUCACGUGGUCUCUUGAACGCGAAGGAUGUUUCUGGGAUCGCGAAGUCAGUACUCGACGGGCCGUCCUCCGAGCUGGAGGAAAAAAGACGGAGGUGAACGAGAAGGUGCAAUCUCGUGGAGACCCCUUGUGGAGGGAGGGAAACAUAGAGAUAGAGAGAGAGAGAGAGAGAGAGAGAAAGAGAGAGAGAGAGAGAGAGAGAGAGAGAGAGAGAGAGAGAGAGAGAGAGAGAGGACUUCGAAGAGUAGUAGUAGUAGGGAGGAUAUCUUGCGAAGGAAGCCGCUCGAUCGUUGGAUACCUCAACACUUCCACCGAUAUGCGUUAACCGAGAACGAUAUCUUUUCGAAAGUUUUUUUUCCUGUGAUUUUCUUUCUCCUUUGCUGUUACGUGAAUAUUCUUUCGGAUAAUUUGAUAAAAUUUCUCGUUAAUUUUUUACGUUUCCCGAGGAUACAUUUUUCAAUCGAAAUAUUUGCAUCGAAUUGUACAACGUAAAAUGAUAAGGAUAUAUUCCUUGUGUCCUUUUUCAAUCAAAUAUUACUUACUUGACCAAAACGAGAAGAAAUUGAUCUGAUCAAUUCAAAAAUUCGUUCGGUGAAGGGGUAUAAGCUUCUGCAAAAGAAAGAAAUAAUAGAGGAAGGAUAACGAGAUUUUGGAGUAAGAGAAAAAGAAUAGAGAGAAUCAAGAGUGGGAUAUCAAAGGAGAAAGAGAGAGAAAGAGAGAGAGAGAGAGAGAGAUAAAGAGAGAAAGAUAGCGGAAACGAAUUAAGAAUACUACCACACUUUAAAAGAUCUUUGGGCACUCGCGAAUUAAACGAAUCCUAUUAUUUUCUUUGGCUUUAUUUUUAUUCUAAGAGAGAAUACAAUUUCGUAACGAACGAACAGAAAAGAACAAAGAAAAAAGGAAGAAGAGGAAAGGAAAAAGAAAAAAAUAGAUUGGAAAGACUAUCGAAUGAUUUCCUGGUAACUAUUUAUAUCGCGUCAAGCCGAUGACGCAUCUUGUAGAACACCGAAGUUACGACGACGUGCUACAACGAGAUUCUUCGUAGAUACGAAGAAGUCCGAGGAUGUGUUUGUAACAAACGAAGAAAACAACGUAGGCGUCUUUUGCUACAUCGAGAAAGAUUGCUGGAUACUCUGCAUGCACUGAUGUUUGAUUUAGAAAGAAAGAAAGAAAGGUGCGAUGUAAUUGGGUUAAGAUAAGCCAUAUCUAUUUCUCGUUAUCACGAAAACAGUAGAGUUCUAUUUGAAAGAAAAAAUUUUUAUAUAUUCGACGAUAGUCGAAAUAAAAUGCAGUUAGCAGCAACUCAAAGACCUCACCCACCACCGGUACCACCUAGACCAAGUCGACAGGUGGUAGCUGAGGCAUUGAAAAGAUCACCUAGACCACCCUGUCCUACUAGACAAGCACCUCCACCUCCUAAUACCAAACCUUGGAGAUCUGAUCGUGAUCAGAAUGAUCAACAACAGCAACAACAACAACAGGGAUGUCCAGGUGGUGGACGUACCAUAAUCUACGAAUCCAUCAAGGAAUCUACGAAAGCAGAAAGAAACGAUAGUCCUCCAACAAAUACCGGCACGGUUCAGCUCGCUGACAAGCAUCAGCAGCAGCUGCAACAGCAACAGAGUCAUGUAUCGAGUGAAAGGAAUGACGACGACGGCGACCGUCGUGAAAAUCCACGAGAAAGACGGCACCGUCAACUUAUUCUCGAGCAAAAUGAUAUUUCCACAGAGCCGGUGGUCGUACGAGAAAAAAGAGGAGGAGAAGGAACAGGAGGAGCCACUAUCGAGGAUCCUCGACCGGAGGGACAACGCCUUGAAAAUCGUGCCGAUUUCAAGGAUUUCAAAGAUCAAUCUAAUUCCUUAGGUCGACGAUCACCUGGAAAAACUGAUGGUGAUUUACCCUGCACUAAAGUCGAUUUCGAGAUAUUGGACAAGGAAGAGCAUGCGUCGAUAGAGUUUACAAAAAAUCCUACUAGGUCAAACGUUUCGUUCGAAGACGAACGUCGUCCAAGCCCUGAAACGAAAAUACUAACAAGUAACGAUAUAGGAUUUAGAGGACGGCUAAGGAUCAGGCCUGAGAAAUCCUUGAACAUAGAAAAGACGAUGAGCAAGUUUGAUGGACGACCUACACCCACGCGAAGAUCACCUGCUGGUAACCAACAAUCAACCGCUUCAUCUCGAAAAGACUCUGUUUCCAACGAGAAUCGUAAUAAUAACAAUAAUAAUAAUAAUAAUAAUAAUAAUAAUAAUAAUAAUAAUAAUAAUAAUAAGAAUAGUAUCCAUAUUAAUAACAACAAUAACAAUAAUAAUAAUAAUAAUAAUAAUAAUAAUAAUAAUAAUAAUAAUAAUAAUAAUAAUAAUAAUAAUGAUGAUGAUGGUGAUGAUAAUGAACAAAAUGAGAAAGAGUCGAGUGUAACAGACGAGAAACAUGGAACAGUAGUCGUGGUUGACGAAUCAGAACAUAGUAAAGCCACGUACAACGAGGAGGACAACGACAAUAACAUUCAUCGACAGGAUUGGCUCGAGGCCGGUAUCCGUUAUUCCUCCACGCAGAUCACUUUGCAGGGAGACGAAGGUGCCGACGGUCUCCUCUCAUCUUCGUCCGUUGACGUCGAACGCGUUAAUGGAUACGACGAUCGUCCCGAGGACGAACGCACCGUCGACCUUGACUUCGUCAGCAUACAAGAGAGGAUCGCGAUGUCUUCCCUGCAGGGGCUGCCACCGUUGCCGAGGAGCCUCAGUGGAUUUAAUUUGAGUGGAGCUUCUGAGCCACCCCCACCACCUACGAGGUCAUCCAGCAAAUCACAAAGAGGCGGGAAAACGUCAAUUCAAACUUCUACCUCGAGACCUUCUCCACCUGCGAGACAACUUACCACGUUGGAUACUCAACUGGCGAUACUUAGAAGAGAAAUGUUUGGUCUACGACAACUGGAUCUCUCUUUGCUUUCGCAACUUUGGUCCCUGAACGAAUCAAUCCAAGAAUUUCGACAACUCUUGCAGGAACAAGAAGACAGAGCUCCAUCGCCAUCGCCAAGUAGCGAGGAAGGAGACGAUACUUCGUAUGGGACACAUCCACCACCAGCACCUAGAAGACCAGCACCUGUGGUGCAUCAUCAUCGACCACCUAGGCCACCAAGACCACCAAGACCACCACCCAGCGACGAGUCACCGUCUAGCGAGGAAUACGGAGCCGUUUGACGGAUGAUACUUCGUAAAAGGACAAAAAGAUCUUCUCCGCUGUGUUCCCCAAACUCUAUAGAGUUCCUGUAAAAGAGAAAAUCUGCAAAGAAAAGAAGAAGAAAGAAAGAAAGAAAGA